Messenger RNA from Lactuca virosa, 3546 nucleotides. The record is from the annotation of a GenBank genome assembly. Lineage: Eukaryota; Viridiplantae; Streptophyta; Magnoliopsida; Asterales; Asteraceae.
AUGGCCACAGAUACCGAUAAGAAGAAACCUGAAAACAAGGGUGAAAAAUUGAUUCAUGAGGUGUUUUCUUGGUCACUUGACGAUGUGCUUAACAGAAAUUUCUACAAAGGGAAGGUAGCAGAGAUUCCCAAGACGUUUCCAUCUGUAAGAGACUAUACAAAGUCAUUUGUCUAUCCGCUUUAUGAGGAGACACAUGCGGACUUGCUGUCAAAGAUGCUAGGAGUCAACCGUGCUCCCACAGCGGAAAUAAUUAAAGUUAAAAAGUCUAAAGAUUUUAGGCUACCCAAAGCCUUAUUGUACACCAUUGUGCUAAAGAGACGUCAAGGAUUCUAUGCACCUGAGGUUGGAGAUCUUAUUGCUUUGACCGAUGUGAACCCAAAAUCUGUUGAUGAUCUUAAGAGGCCAAACAAGCCUUACCUCAUUGCUUUAGUGCAAAACAUGAAGGCCAACAAAUCACAUUAUCAACUUUUUGUUUUAUCAUCGAAACCAAUAAUUCCAGAAGUUGUUGAAAUGGAUAUUCGGAAAGAUGUAACAAGUUAUACUAGAAUGAAUGUAAACCAUUUUGUUGUUUAUCUUACAAACUUGACAACAAAUAUCCGUAUUUCUCAAGCCCUUCAUGCGGAGCUAGAAGGGGUGAGAAUGAAGAUCAUCAAAAAAUUACUGCGAGCUGAUUCUUCUGUUGAAGAAAGUGGCCUUGAAUAUUGUUCUAUUGAUACAACUGAAGACCUGACUUUAUUGAAGAUUAAAAAAAUUCUGAAAUCAUUUCAGCUUGAUAGUUCACAAGAAGCUGCUGUUUUGAGCUGCAUUGCUGCAAGAAAACAUCGUGAUCAAAAUACAAUUAAGUUAAUAUGGGGGCCUCCUGGAACUGGCAAGACAAAAACUAUUGGUUCUUUAUUGUUUAUGUUUCUGCUGAUGAAAUGCAGAACCCUCACUUGUGCUCCUACGAAUAUUGCAGUUGUAGGAGUUACCAAACGGGUUAUGAGCUUAGUGAGAGACUUUUUGAGAUAUGGCACUUAUGGUUUAGGAGAUAUAGUUUUAUUUGGGAAUGGAGAAAGAAUGAAGAUCGAUGAUUUCAAAGACCUUUCAGAAAUAUUCUUAGAGUUUCGUGUCAAGAUUCUUGCUGAUUGUUUAGCUCCACGUUCAGGAUGGAAAGGUAGCAGGGAGUGGAUGAUUCGUUUCCUUGAAGAUCCUGAUCAACAGUAUCGCAUGUACUUGAGGGAAAAUGUACAAUGUGAUGAAAAGGAGAGUGAUAGUAGUGAUACUGAUGAGAAAGCUCAUAGCGAAGAAGAUGAAGAUGAAGAUGAGGAAUAUUUGAUUCCUGAUCAAAAAGAGAAAUCAGAGGACUCACUGUUAAAGAAUGCACUGACAAAGAAUAACUGGAAGACCCUCAUUGUAAGUACCUUGAAAGGGAACAAGAAAUUGUCAACUAGUGAGACCACACACGAGGAUGCAAAUGAGGGUCCUUUAAAGCAAAAAUCAGACAAGAAGAAUUUUCAAGAAAAUAUUCUAACUUUCGAGCAGUUUGUGACAAAUGGGUUCACUUUUCUUGGAAAUCAUCUUAUAUAUUGUCUUGAGAGCUUAUACACACAUAUGCCGACAUCUAUUAUUUCCCUUGAUGAAGCAAAACAAAUGGUAGGACUUGUUCGUUCCCUUCAGAGUCUUGGAGAUUCAUUGAAACAAACAAUUGCUAGAAAUGUAGACUUAAAAGAAGCCUUGAAUGGUUUAGAUAAUUCUAGGACAGGAGGCAUUAGUAAUUUACAUGCUUGCAGGAUUGCAAGUCUUCAGAUACUCAAAUGCCUUCAAAACACGCUAUGUUUUCCAGACUUCAAGGAUGAAUUUGAAACUCGAAGAUUUUGUUUGGCGAAUUCUUGUUUGAUAUUUUGCACAGCAUCAAGCUCCAUCAACUUGCAUACAGAAGGAAUGAGUCCUUUGGAGUUUCUUGUGAUUGAUGAAGCUGCUCAAUUAAAGGAAUGUGAAUCUCUUAUACCUUUGCAGCUUGUUUGUGCUCGCCAUGCAAUCCUGGUUGGGGAUGAAAGACAACUCCCUGCCAUGGUGCAAAGCAAGAUACGUGAGGAGGCUGAAUUCGGUAGGAGCUUAUUCGAGAGGCUUGUAUCACUAGGGCAUAAGAAACACCUUCUUAAUGUUCAAUACAGGAUGCAUCCUUCCAUAAGCCAGUUCCCAAAUAAGAAGUUUUAUGCAAAACAAAUCUUGGAUGAUUACUUCUCUGUGAAUGUUCGAUCUGUUGAUGGAUUUCAAGGGAGUGAGGAGGAUGUAAUUAUUAUAUCCACAGUGAGAUGUAAUGGUAGAGGUUCUGUUGGUUUUCUUUCAAAUCAUCAAAGAACAAAUGUGGCAUUAACUCGAGCCAGAUACUGCCUGUGGAUUUUGGGGAAUGGAUCAACCUUGCUAAAUAGUGGCUCUAUCUGGAGAGAUUUGAUUGUUGAUGCUAAGGAUCGUGGCUGUUUUCACAAUGUUAGUGAAGACAAAAACUUGGCUCAAGCUGCCAUGGGUGCUUUGAUUGAGCUUCGUCAACUUGAUAGCUUGUUCAAUAUGGAUUCAUUCCUUUUUAAUGACACUAAAUGGCAGGUAAAGUUUAAUGACACGUUUUUGGAGACAAUUGCAAGUUUUACUAACACUAAGAUUUGUAAGGAAGUAGUUACUAUUCUGCUUAAGCUAUCUAGUGGCUGGCGAAAAGAUGGAACCAAUAAAGUGAGCCUAGAAGGAACAAGUACGCUUCUGGAGGUGUAUGAAGUAACACAAGACUUGUGUUUGAUUUGGGCUGUAGACAUUGUAGUACAAAAUUCUCUUUGCAUCCAGGUACUAACGAUCUGGGAUGUUUUGCCAGCCACCAAGAUUGAACAAUUGGCAAAGAUAUUAGUGGAAAAGGUAUAUGGGAAUUAUACUGUAAACAUGAUGACCCGCUGCAAGGAAAAACGUGUUGAAGGGAACCUUACGCUUCCUGUUACAUGGCCUACGAAUUCGGACACUGAUCAAAGCUGGUCCUUGUCAAAUCAAUUAGCUGCAUUGAGCUUGAGGAACCAACCCAAGUCAUCAUCAUCAUCAUCAAGAGCUUCAAGUGUCUGGGAUGGUGAUACAAGAUCUCGUGGAAGAGGAACUGGAACACCCAUCGUCAACUGCCAACGACAGAGACCACCAGAAGCCGCCGUUCUUCUCCUUCUCCUUCUUCAUCCAUCACCGCCGCCCAGCUCAACCGCCACCAUCUUGGCCGACCGGCGACGUUCCUUUUCCCCUCUUCGACAGAAAGAGAGCGAGGCAGUCGGAAGAAAGAAGUAUCUGGUUGUCGCACCACCGUCUUCAUCAUGGUGGCCUGAUGCAGUGAAGCCGAGCAACCACCACCCUACUUCUGUCGUUGUUGUCUUUUCCGGCGAGAAAUGGAGAGGCCGAGUAAGGGAAUCAAAGCAGGUAGUGGCAAGAUGUUGUUGCAUUCGUUUCGCCAGCAAGGAAAUGAUUUCGGUUGUUUCUUCCCUUUCUUUUGUGCGUGGAACCGACGACAACCAUCAAGUUGUCGCCGCUCACCACCGCUGUUAA